This is a messenger RNA of Puccinia graminis f. sp. tritici CRL 75-36-700-3, 1143 nucleotides long. RefSeq lists its product as uncharacterized. The transcript has a single exon. NCBI's taxonomy places the organism in Eukaryota, Fungi, Basidiomycota, Pucciniomycetes, Pucciniales, Pucciniaceae. The record is from RefSeq and is a predicted model, not a curated record. Bases 1 to 1110 code for a protein of 369 amino acids.
AUGAUCUCUCAACUUGUCCUCACAAACCCCAUUUCAUCGCCACCUUCCCCCUCAAAUAUAGCUCUUGGUCCUAAUAAAAAUUCCAGCAAGUACCUUGGGACCCCAUCUAGCUACUCAAAGACUGUCUUCUGGAACAGGAGGCAUAUGAUGAAUUACUCGAAGAACGCGAUCUUUCAAAACAGAAUGACCGAUAAAAGAUUUCCAUCUUACGCAUCAGGUCCUGAGCGCCUCGACCCCGGCCAUUAUUUGAAAUCCAAGCAAGAUUCAACGAGGACGCCGUCACUGAGUUCUUCAAUAUCAACGGCUUCCAGUGAUUCUGAGCUCCUGGAACCCCCCGGAGCGGACGCCACCAAAGCUCAACACAUAGUCUUGUAUCGCUCAACGAACUCAAAGGGUUGCUUUUUUCCAAAAGCAUUAAGUUUUUGCGCUUCAUCUCUCGUGAAAUCUAACGAGACAUUUGGCGAAAUAUCGGAUUCAAGAAACGACGCGUUGCCUAUGAUUGUCUUGACUCCGCCUGACGAUGAAGAUGACUACUGCACGGUCUCCCCCUUCAUCUUGGAGCUCUUUUGUCCCUACACCACAGACAGUGUUGUACAUCACCAGAAUCUUCGGGUACCCACCGUCCCAACGUCCAAGGGUAUCGAAUCAAAUUCAAAGCGGAGGAAAUAUCCGCACCCAGCGGGGCCUUGGCUAAGGCCUCAACAUACGGCCAACCUACGUACUUGCGGACGAAGCGCGGUCUCUUCAUCACCUUUGACCAAUAAGCGAUUGACGUGGCGAUGGGAAGAUGGCUGUCGGACUGCCCAGGGCACUGUUGUUGGAUGGGAAGCCACGGUUUCGUACUUCAUCAAGCAGUACAAUUCACAAAACAAGUUGAAGAAAGCCGCCACCAAACACGGCGAAAGUCCGCUUCCAAAGAAGAUCAUAUUUCCAGCUGUCUUCAUGUUCCCACCACCUCGUCUUCCUAAUGAGAAAGAAAUUCAACAGCGCCAGUUGCAAUUCACCAUCGAGCAGAGCUUGAGGCUAGGUCGUAAAGUCAAUCGGAAGCGCCAGAAUCGACAUCCGAGUUUCCAUCACAAAGCUUCACAGUCAACUGGUGAUCUCAAUUAGACGUCCCAACCAUUCGUAAAUAAAACUUCGCAU